Molecule: messenger RNA, 354 nt
Organism: Magnolia sinica
Lineage: Eukaryota; Viridiplantae; Streptophyta; Magnoliopsida; Magnoliales; Magnoliaceae
Product: glutathione S-transferase F13-like
Exons: 1
Coding region: 1-354 (117 amino acids)
Cellular component (GO): cytoplasm
Molecular function (GO): glutathione transferase activity; glutathione binding
Source: RefSeq, a predicted model, not a curated record
AUGGAUGUGGAAGCUCAUAAUUUCAAUCAGCCAAUCUCAGCCAUCAUCCAUCAGAUCCUUAGUCCAUUGCUCGGUGGGACCACUGACGAUCAAGUGGUCGAGACGAAUGUUGAGAAACUAAGCAAGGUUCUCGAUGUCUAUGAAGAGAGGCUGUCCAAGAGCAAGUACUUAGCUGGGGAUUUCUACAGCUUGGCGGAUCUGCAUCACAUCCCAUACAUUCAGUACUUCACGAAGACUCCCAAAGCUUCACGGAUUAGCUCACUCCCGCAUGUGAAGGCAUGGUGGGAUGACAUCUCGUCGUGGCCUGCUUCCACGAAAGUCAUUGAGGGGAUGACCUUUGGAGGAAAAGCAUGA